This is a messenger RNA of Pteropus alecto (black flying fox), 1704 nucleotides long. It is a transcript of the gene TTC34, whose product is annotated as tetratricopeptide repeat domain 34. Gene Ontology annotation, molecular function: protein binding. The transcript is spliced from 8 exons. The record is from RefSeq and is a predicted model, not a curated record. Bases 1 to 1704 code for a protein of 567 amino acids. NCBI's taxonomy places the organism in Eukaryota, Metazoa, Chordata, Mammalia, Chiroptera, Pteropodidae.
AUGCUGCAGCGGAGGCCGGACCCGGGAGCCAGGGGCGCGAGGGGCCGCCGGAGCCAGGCCGCGGAGAGGGACAGCGCGGCGGCGCAGGAAGGGGACGCCCAGGGCGUGUACCAGCUGGCCACACUCCUGAUGGAGCUGGACGCGGAAGAUGAGGCUUCUCGCCUGCUGGCGGCCGAUGCCCUGUACCGCCUGGGCCGCCUGGACGACGCCCACAAGGCGCUGCUGGUGGCCCUCUCGCGGAGGCCCCAGGCAGCCCCGGUGCUGGUGCGACUGGCCCUGUUGCAGCUUCGGAGGGGCUUCUUCUACGACGCCGACCAGCUGGUGAAGAAGGUGGUCCAGUCCGGGGACACGGCCUGUCUCCAGCCCACCUUGAAUGUCUUCCGCCACGAGGACCGCCAGCUGCUGCGGGGCCACUGCCAUGCGCGGGCCCUGGCCAUCCUGAGGGCGCGGCCGGACGGGGCCGAGGGCGAGGCCCACACGAGGGAGGCCAUCGCCUACCUCUCUCUGGCUAUCUUUGCUGCAGGCGGUCAGGCCGGCGAGUCCCUGCUCACCCGCGCCCGUUGCUACGGCCUCCUGGGCCGGAGCCGGACCGCCAUGUUCGACCUCGACUCGGUGCUGCGGGCGGAGCCGGGGAACGUGCGGGCGCUGUGCGGGCGCGCACUCCUGCACCUGGCCCUGGACCGGCAGAAGGAGGCCGUGGAUGACAUCCUCUCGGCUCUGAAGCAUGACCCGCAGACGGCCAUCCCUGAGAUCUGCUCCCUGAAGCCACAGGCCCAGGCCCUCAUCACGCAGGGCCUGUCCCUCCGCUGCCGGGCCCUGCUGAGCCAGCUGCCGGACACCGGGGCUCCCCUCAGCGACGGAGCCAUCCAGGGCCUCCUGGCCGCGGGGGAGGCCCUGAUCCAGAUCGAUGGCGGGCAGCCGAGCUGGCACAUCCUCCUGGCAGACGUGCUCACUGCCGCAGGCAGCUACGAGGAGGCCGGCGCCCGCCUGCAGGAGGCCCUGCGCCCCACGCCGCCGUCAGAGGCGGCCCGGGCCCGGCGGGGCUUGCUCAGCCUCAAGAAGGGAGACGUUCCCGCCGCCGCCAGGGACCUGCAGUGCCUGGCGGAGACGGACGCCGGGGACCUGGGCUUCCUGCUGCGCCUUCUGGAAGCCUCGCAGAGGGAGGGGGUCACCCAAACCGCAGCCCAGGAAGCCGGUACCCUCCUGAGCUCGGGGCAGCCCUGGCAGGCGCUGGGCUACUGCUCGCUGGCCGUCCUGGCUAGUGGUGGCAGGGCCGGUCACCUGCGCCUGCGGGCCACUUGCCUGGCUGAGCUGCAGGAGUUUGGCCGGGCACUAGGGGACCUGGACCGCGUGCUCCAGGAGGAUGCGGGAGACUGUGACCUCCGGACGAGGGUGGAGGACUUGUGUUCCCGGGGCCGCCUGCUCCUGAGCCUGGGGGAUGAGGCCGGGGCCACAGGGGCCUUGGCCCAGGCCCUCAGGCUGGCACCCACCACAGCCCAAAGCAGCCUGUGGGAGCAGCCGGGCCGGGCCCGCGCCGCCCGCAUCUUCCUGUGCCAGGGGCAGCGCUGCCUGCAGGAGCAGCGCUACACAGAGGCCUGGACAGCGGCCGAGAGCGGCCUCCUGGUGGACCCCGAGCACGGCGGCCUAAAGAGGCUGAAGGCAAGAAUCCGGAGGGAGGCGACCUCAGGCUGCCGGCUACACUGA